GAGAGAAACUAUCUAGCCUAGUACAGCCAUGUCCCAUAUCAGCGAUCAAUUUAUUGAUCGAUUACAUCGUACAAAGCGUGUGCUCCAGCCAUAUCGUAUCUAAACAUUUAACAGCAGAUAUAUCCUUGAAUCCGAGUCUACUGAAUCGGGUGCGACACCAUGCUAGCCACAGUGACUGCUGUGGUUAGGUUUGCUCAAUACAAUGGCAGUAUUUCACCUUCACCGUUAGAGAACACAUCAUCUUUCCCAACCUGGCAACCUGACACUGAAGCCAACAUCACCAAGCCUCACAAAUGUCUACAAGUUCUGUAUGAGGACAUAGGAGACUCCAGGGUGCGGUUCUGGGACAUUUUACUGCUUGUGCCUAAUGUGGCCUUCUUCGUAUUCCUGAUGUGGAAGCUGCCCUCAGCCAGGGCAAAGAUUCGACUCACCUCCAGCCCCAUCUUCAUCACCUUUUACUUGCUGGUGUUUGUGGUAGCAGCGGUUGGAAUCACCCGGGCUGUCGUGUCCAUGACUGUCAGUGCUUCCAGUGCUGCCACCAUCAUUGACAAAGUGCUGUGGGAAAUCACCCGCUUCUUCUUGCUGGCUAUUGAGCUCAGUGUUAUCAUCUUGGGACUUGCUUUUGGUCACCUGGAGAGCAAGUCCAGUAUAAAACGUGUCCUGGCUAUCACUGCUGUGCUGGCUCUGGGCUACUCCAUCACGCAGGGCACACUUGAGAUCCUGUACCCAGACAGUCACCUGUCCGCUGAGGACUUCAACAUCUACGGUCACGGAGGACGGCACUUCUGGUUGGCCAGCUCCUGCUUCUUCUUUCUGGUGUACUCUUUGAUUGUGAUCUUGCCUAAAACGCCAGUGAGAGAGAGGAUAUCUCUUCCAUCUAAAAGGAGUUUCUAUGUGUAUGCUGCCAUCCUGUCUUUACUGAACUUCGUCCAGGGCCUGGGCAGCGCUCUGCUAUGUGCUGGAAUCAUAGAGGGACUCUGCUGUGUGGAUGUCACCACCUUCCUGUACUUCUCUACCUUUGCGCCGCUCAUUUAUGUCACAUUCCUCAAGGGUUUCUUUGGUUCAGAGCCCAAGAUCCUGUUCUCCUACAAGUCACAGGUGGAUGAGCCUGAUGAAAGUGACGUCAACCUUCCCCCAACCAUUGCUACGACCAUUGGCCGUAAGGAGCUGACCGACCAGGGCCUGUACUACUCCUCCACCCAGAUCGAUGGCUCUGGUCCCGGCAGCUCUCGUAUGGUUGGAGCAUAUCUGGAUGAUGUUGCCUCUGGACCCUAUGGGUCCAGCAGCAUUAACAGCAUUGAGGCGGACCGCUGGAGACCUGUCAAUGCCUGAAUUGAUGAAGAUGAGAAUGGAAAAAGAGAGAUGGUUAUGUAGCUGGACUUGAUGUGCGUGUGUAGUGUGUUAGGUGGGGUGGUGAUCAGAGUUGGCCAAAAGAAAAAGGAAAAAAAAAAAGAAGCAGAACAAAGAAGUCGGACACCAAGAAAAGUUGAUCUUGGUCUUGCUCUGAUGCCAGGAGAAGUUAACAAGUGGACACGUAAGGAGAGACCUUUGCUAGCCAAUUAUCUGGAGAACUGUGAAUUUAGCGAUUGCUUUUGUAACACUGUUGCCAGAGUGCACUGCUGCUGUAGCUCCACACCAGGAGUGCUGUCCGUCAUUGUGGCUCCGACAGACUCCGUGUUGAUUCUUUUCCACAGGCUCUUACAUGUGGGAGCAUACUGACUUCUCUCAGCACAUUUUCUGUCAUUCCAGCAUCACGCAUCAGCUGCUCAGUCCUCAGUGAUGACGUUUUAAUGCCGUUUUAAGUACCCAACUCUUUAAAAUCUAACAUUCUUUUGAUGGCAACUCAGCAUCUGUAACUUCCCACUAAAAGCUUUAAAUAACAGCAUCUUUGUCAUCCGCUGCCUUGUGUUAGACCAUAUUUACACCUGGUAUUAAAAUGCGGAAAAAUGCAUGUUAAUGCAGGUGUAAAUGCAUUGUGAUGGCAAUGUCAUCCGAUCUGCCUGAGCACAUCUACAGGUAGUGUGGCUCAUAUUGUGUUUGGAUCUUAGGCAGGUGUAAACACAAUCUGUACAAUGUGCUGGCAGCCGUACAAGUACGAACAUUGUUACAGAUACUUGUUUUUAGCUAACAUAAAACAUAGGUUGUUCAAAUUUAGUGAGCGAGCAACCAAGAAGGCUGAAAGAGACACGCCUGUAAUUACUAAUUAUACAUCUUUUCUGUGCCAUUUUUCUUCAGCAGAACUGUGUGGAAAAUAAAAGCAAUACACGUGUGAAAUUAAUAAUAUACAGGAAGAAAUAAGUGUAUGACAGUGCAUUGUACUCAUCUGUGCAGCUAAUGUGCUGUUAACAAGGCGUGUAAUUUAUCUAGUCACUGAGUAGCCACGCCAGGACAAACAGACACAAUAUUUUUUAUGCAAAGAAAGGAAAGCUUAGAAUGUUUCCCUAACACAACAACUCACAAAACUCUGAUUUUUUUUUUUUAACAGUCUGGGGCUGAUUUGUCGCCACCUCAAAUUACUAGAUGUUUUUCUCUGGAGGACAGAGGUCUAAUCUCAGUGACGAUAACAAGAAUGUGUUAAAAAUACCAGGUGUAACUGUGCCAUGAAUCAAUGUGACUCUGCACGUUGCAGGGACUAGUGCUAGUUCACUUUGAUAGGCGUACUAUCUUCUGAACCUGGUGCUGUCCCUCAGGUGAACAGGUGGAAUGUGUUACAGUAACAUGAUGUGUGUCACUGCAGUCUAAGGAAAUCAGUAACCCCUAAAUCCAGGCAUUGCCUUCAUGUGAAGGGUGACAGUCUGUUAGGCUCCCAGGAAUGGCUGAGACACAAGAGCAAAUCUCAGAUUGUGUCUCAGCAAUGAUCUUGCCACCUGUCAUUGCUCUCCUCUUGUUUUUAUUUUGUGCUUUUGCUUGAAUUCGUCAUACCAGAGUAAUCAUUCCUGCUACUGAAAGCACAUUUGUUAGCCUCAUAGUCAUUAGGCACAUGUUAUUACAUGCGUGAUUUGAACAACAAAUGUGCAGAAACCUUUUUGGUGUAUUCCAAAUUCGACAUGCGCUAAUUUCAUAUCAGCAUGUCCUAAUUCAGCUUUGCUUUCUGCAAAAGUUUUUAUUUUGCUGCUAACAUCUUGCUUUUUUUCCUGUGUCCAGAGAUUCCCUGAAUGUUAAUAGUGGUGAAAUUAGACCAUGAACAAUAUUGCUCAAUUUUAUGGGAUCAAAUGAUGUAAUUGAUACAGUUUCAUGAUAUGGAUAUUGACUUUAAAUUCUUAGACUAAGAGAGGGUCACGCAGUUGUGUCAAAGAAAGACCAUUUAAAGAUGAUGUCAAGGAGAAAACUACUGAAGCAAAGUCUCCAUUCUGAUCAGUUUAGCACUUAAAUGAUUUGAUUCUUGGAUCAACUCAUGAAAUCAGUUCUUGUGAUACCUCCUGAUUUCACUGCAAUAUCAUACUUCAGUGUAUUUAAACCACCUCACAUCACAUUUCCUUACGCUCUACAAAGGAAGUAUGAUGUGUGUGAGUUUUCCCUUGAAAAUGUUGUAUGUUUAGUAUGAAUGAAUCACUGUAUUUAAGCUGGCAGUAUUCAUAGAUUGUGGUGACCUUUAUGCAGUAAAUAAUUAAAUUUAUUUUUUCAUAAUAUCAAAGCAACAACUCAGUAAAGAAGCUGUAUAUUCCAAGAAAUUACAGUAUUUGCCUGACUCUCAAAAUAUUUUUUAUUCAAGUUUGAGUGCUGAUGACAACUGCUGUUUUACUUGGUGUUAGCAUCACGAUUGGUUUGUUGUUUGAUGGCACAAGUUCACGAGGUACAUGUUAAGGAACUGGAUGUGCAGGCUCUUGAUACAAAAGAUGUUUGAUGUUGAAAUCAUUUUGCAAAUGAUCUGUAAAUUGCCUUUUUAUUUAAGUGCAUUGAUUGUAUAAUACUCAGACCAUAUUAAUGCAAUGUAUUGAACAUUCCAUGACCUACAGAAUAAACCAUGGACUUUGA
Molecule: messenger RNA, 3975 nt
Organism: Chelmon rostratus (copperband butterflyfish)
Lineage: Eukaryota; Metazoa; Chordata; Actinopteri; Chaetodontiformes; Chaetodontidae
Gene: tpra1
Product: transmembrane protein, adipocyte asscociated 1
Exons: 11
Coding region: 160-1332 (390 amino acids)
Biological process (GO): G protein-coupled receptor signaling pathway
Cellular component (GO): plasma membrane
Molecular function (GO): G protein-coupled receptor activity
Source: RefSeq, a predicted model, not a curated record